Molecule: messenger RNA, 1908 nt
Organism: Salvelinus fontinalis (brook trout)
Lineage: Eukaryota; Metazoa; Chordata; Actinopteri; Salmoniformes; Salmonidae
Product: piggyBac transposable element-derived protein 4-like
Exons: 5
Coding region: 1-1899 (632 amino acids)
Source: RefSeq, a predicted model, not a curated record
AUGGUUGCCAGGGCCGAUGGUGGAACCAUGAGAGUACCCCCCCUUCUAGGAGCGGCUCCAGCCGAGGAGCCAGGGCGAACACCAUGUAGUUGGAUGAAGUCCCAAACAAGUCCCGGAUCCAGGAUGUUCCAGGCAGGCACUCACGCCCACUCCUCGGAGCCAGGAGCGGGCAAGGAGGAGUGCACUCUGAUCCAGGUGCGGCGACAUAGUCGAGUGAACGCCUCUGCUGAUGGCACCCCUUGGCUUAGGCCUGUUGUUCAGGAAACAGGGGGCGGGGUGGGCAAACCCGAACAGACACUCGAACAGGAGACGUUGCUGUCGAAAAACGGCAAAAUCAAAUGGUCCUCCGCGGCCUAUCGCGGCCCGGACCGACCCCGCGCCAUCCGCCCGCCCUGCCCCGCCGUGACGCCGGGCCCCACGGCCUACGCCGCGUCGCGAGCGCUCGACAUCGAGUCCGCCUUCCGGCUGUUUGUCACACAGGCGAUAGAAAGGAUCAUCGUGGACAUGACCAAUCUGCAGGGGGUGAGAAAAUACGGAGACGGCUGGCGACCCAUGGACUCCACCGACCUGCGCGCCUACGUAGGGCUGCUGAUCCUAGCCGGCGUCUACAGGUCCCGAGGCGAGGCCGCGGCCAGCCUGUGGGACGCCGAGAGCGGCAGGACCGUGUUCCGCGCCACCAUGCCGCUCAAGGCGUUUCACAAGUACUCGAGGCUGCUGCGAUUCGACGACCGCCAGUCGAGACCCGCGAGACUCGCCACCGACAGACUGGCGGCCGUGAGAGAGGUGUGGGACCUGUGGGAGGAGCGGCUGCAGGCCCUCUACAACCCGGGGCCCGAAGUGACGGUGGACGAACAACUGGUCCCGUUCAGAGGACGCUGUCCUUUCCGACAGUACAUUCCCAGCAAGCCGGCCAAAUACGGCAUCAAGUCGUGGGUGGCCUGCGACGCCAAGUCCAGCUACGCUUGGAAGAUGCAAGUGUACACCGGCAAGGCGGCCGGCGGAUGCCCCGAGAAGAACCAGGGCGCGCGCGUCGUCCUCGAUCUGACCGAGGGACUGCCGGCCGGUCACAACGUCACGUGUGACAAUUUCUUCACCUCCUACGAACUCGGGCAGCGGCUCCUCGAGAGGAACCUCACCAUGGUGGGCACGGUGCGAAAGAACAAGCCCGAGCUCCCUCCCGCGCUGCUCCAGUCCAAGGGCAGACAGGUCUCGUCCUCCAGGUUCGCCUUCACGCCCACCGCCACUCUAGUGUCCUACCUGGCAAAGAGAAAUAAGAACGUGCUGCUUCUGAGCACGCGGCACGCGGAGCCCGACGUCAGCGAUCGCCGAGACCGGAAGCCGGCCCUCAUCCUAGACUACAACUGCAACAAGGGCGGCGUGGACAACCUAGACAAGGUGGUCGGGACCUACAGCUGCAGACGGAUGACCGCCCGCUGGCCCCUGGUCAUCUUCCACAACAUCCUCGACGUGUCCUCCUACAACGCCUUUGUCAUAUGGCGAGAGAUCAACCCCGACUGGAUGCCCGGGAAGCGGAACAAGAGGAGGGUGUUCCUGGAGCAGCUCGGAAAGGCGCUCGUGAAGCCCUUGAUCCAAAGAAGGCAGCGUCUCCCCCGCACCGAAGCCGCGUCCGCACUUGUCAAAGUCAUACGGGGCGAGCGUGUAUCCGCCGAGGCUCGUCCGCAGGCCCGCGAGCGAGCCGCCGGCCCGGCCGCCGCCGCCGCCCCGGCCGCCCCGCUGGGGGCGAGUAAGAGGAAGAGGUGUCAGGUCUGCCCACCCAAGAAGGACGCCAAGACACACACAGCGUGCUGCAGGUGUAAGAAAUACAUCUGCAAAGGCUGUUCACACCCAUACUGUCACACUUGUGCCCACUGGGCCUUUAGCCAAGACGGGACAGAGUGACCCCGGGGG